GCAUCAACUUCUACGAACAUCGAGAAGGUAUCAUGGAGAAGGUUCGGUGUUGGAAUAUUGAAGUCAAUGAGUUAAUCGUCGAAAUCAUUGUUCACCGACAUAUCCGAAAUCCUGGACAGCAACUAUCCUUUGACUUCAGGUCCGAUUUACGCUAUCUUACAUUUGUUAACUCGAAAUACUUUCUAUACGAAAGUUAUAGCCUUACAUCUUAGAAAUCCACAAAAUCAAACGGUUUGCAAUUCCGUGAAGAAACGAUGGAGAUAUGCCCAAAAUACGGCAGGCUGUCCAAUUGUGACGUAAAUGACAAAGUUGGCGAACUUCGAUGUUGUUUCCACUCCCGCUCAUCCUAUUCCAUUGGGAAUUUGCUUGGUAAGCCUUUAAAAACUGAUUCAGCAACAGCAAGCCUUGUUAGGCCUUCUGUAGCGCGAAUCUCUGUCGAGGUUGAUAUCAGCAAAGAGCUACCUCAUUGUGUCUGGAUCCACUUGGGCCAACUUACUUUCCACCAGCCAAUCACCUAUGAAGAUCUUCCAGAAUACUGUCCCUCCUGUAAAUGUUUUGGCCACAAAAACUGCAAAACCAAAUCAAAGUCCUCUAAAUGGGUUAAACCUGAAGUGAAAGACACAUUUGGGACUGGGAAUACAUCCCUUGCUGUAGCUCCUAAACCAGCUGUGACCCUAACAAACCAAGAGAGGAUUGAGAGUGUUUUGCAACCAAACCAAGCUGCCUCAAUUGAUGAAGAAGAAGAGAUCACUAUCAUUUAGCCAAAACAUCAUGGGCCAAUCAAUACAUUUGUUACUGAACCACGCCCUAUUAUAGAAUCACUUUCAAUAGAUCCUUCUCCUCGAAUUGUUUCUACGAAAGCCACUACUUCAGUUGAUAAUCAAACUGACAUUGGUUA
This is a messenger RNA of Cuscuta campestris, 898 nucleotides long. The record is from the annotation of a GenBank genome assembly. NCBI's taxonomy places the organism in Eukaryota, Viridiplantae, Streptophyta, Magnoliopsida, Solanales, Convolvulaceae.